Messenger RNA from Linum trigynum, 468 nucleotides. The record is from the annotation of a GenBank genome assembly. NCBI's taxonomy places the organism in Eukaryota, Viridiplantae, Streptophyta, Magnoliopsida, Malpighiales, Linaceae.
AUGCAUUAUUGUGCCAAGAUCUGGCGCCGGGUCUUCUCCUCGGGUUCCCGGGGCCAGUGCCCGUUAUCGCUCUCGGACCUCGGCUCCCGGGCUUCGCCCUCCUCCCAGCACCCGAGCUUACUAUUUCCCCGGCUCCAGCGGUGGGCCUUCACCUCUUGUCUGGUUCCCGUCAGAGGCCCGUUAACGCUUCUGGUCCUCAGCGCCCAGGCUCACUAUUACCCCAACUCCCGGCGGCAUGCCUUCAGCUCUCAUUUGGUUACCGGCGCCUGGGCCCGUUAUCGCUCCUGGUCCCUGGCUCCCCGGAUUCGCCCUCUUCAUGACAGUCAGGCCCACAAUUGCCACGGCUUCAUGCGGCGCGCUUUCACCUCUCGUCCGGAUCCCUACUCACGGGCCCGAUAUCACCUCUGGCUACCCGACGACGCACCAUUGCGCCUGGCGCCCGACGCCUGGACCGCCUUCACCCCCUGA